CCGGCCUCGGCCCCAGCCCCCGGGGCGCCGCCACCGCGGGAGCGCCGAGGCGAGCGCGCCGGGCGGGGGCUGGCUGGCGAGCGGGACUGGAGCCACGGCGUCCUGAAGUUUGGGAAGGAAGGCAGGAAGAGAAAGCGAAGGAGGCGCGCUCAGUCCGCGGCCCGCCGCCUCCCGGCUCCCCCGCAGGGCAGCUUCCUUAAUUGCGCGCCUGCCCCGGGGACUUCCUGGGCGGAUGCGACCGCCGGGAGGAGACCGCUCCGCGACCCGCCGGAGGGCAGACCCGCCAGGCCCCGGGGGCUGACUGUACGGGCUGGAGGAAGGCAGUCGGCGUCCGCGAGAGCUGCGCGCCAGUUCACCCCAGGAGCUCCGGAGGCAGGACGGACGCGGGCCCCGCUGGGGUGGGCGCGAGGGAACAGGCGGGCCCCGACUUCCCGAGGGCAGUCUCUCACCUUGCCCGAGCCUUCGGCAAACCCGCCCAGUCGCUCCGGCCCGCGCCGCCCCGCUUCCAGGUGUUCCCACGGCGCGCGCCUCCCCGCCCCGGGCCCUCCCCCGCUGCCGGCAGGUUCAAUCCCCAGAGCCGGCCCCACGCCCGCAUCCUCCUCCCACUCCGGCCCUGGCCGCCGCCGCUAAAACCCGAGGUUCCCGGGUAGGGACUGCCUUCUCCUCUUGGGCCCGGGGCGGGCUCUGCGCGCUCCUGCAAAGACCCAAGGUGUUAAGUCUCCAGGGGACCCCUGAGCUGGGGGGACGCGAUCCGGAGCCAGGCGACGUCAUGGAGCCCCAGGGGACGCUAAGUUUGGAGAAGCAGGGACCCGCGCUCUUGGCAGAGCCCCCGCCGGCCGAGGGGCUGCCCGCCCCGGCGGUCCUCUGUGCGGAGAGUGGCGGCGACGGCGGCAGCGGCGGCUCCUCGGAGGCCCCAAGCCGGGACGCUGAGCCCUUGUCCGCGGAGGAAGAGGCUGCCCCCCGGGAGCAGGAGGAGCCGUGGGAGUGCCGCCGCCGCCUCCCGCGUUCCUUCUCGCUGCACGCGGACCCGAUCUUGGAGGCGGCGAAGUUGCUGCAGCAGCGACAGCAGCUUGGCCUGGGGCUGGACCCGCAGGGCGGCGAGGGGGCCGAGGGCGCGCCGCACAGCCCCGGCGGCUGCUGCGCCAAGUGCAAGAAGCGGGUGCAGUUCGCCGACGCGCUGGGGCUGAGCCUGGCCAGCGUGAAGCACUUCAGCGAGGCGGAGGAGCCGCAGGUGCCUCCAGCCGUGCUCUCCCGCCUCCGCAGCUUCCCCAUGCGCGCCCAAGACCUAGAGCAGCUCCCCGGCCUCCUGGCCGCGGCGGUAGCGGCCGCGCCCCUCUCCGCGCAACCUCCCCGGCUUCGGCCUCUUUUUGAGCUUCCCGAGCCGGGCGCCGCCGCCGAGCGCCUGCGGCGGCAGCGCGUGUGCCUGGAGCGCGUGCAGUGCUCCGCGCCCUCGGGCGCAGAGGUGACGGGCUCCGGCCGGGUGCUGGGCUGCCCCGGGCCGAGAACCGUGGCGGUGCGCUACACCUUCACCGAGUGGCGCUCCUUUCUGGACGUGCCGGCCGAGCUACAGCCCGAGCCGGCGGAGCCACAGCCGGCAGAGGCGUCGUCGGGGGAGCCCGGGGACGCCGGGGAGGAGCCGGGAGCCGAGCGCUUCCACUUCUCGCUUUGCCUGCCCCCGGGUCUACAGCCCCAGGAGGGGGAAGACGCGGACGCGCCCGGGGCCGCGGUCCACUUCGCGGUCUGCUACCGCUGCGCCCAGGGCGAGUUCUGGGACAACAACGCGGGGGCCAACUACACGCUGCGCUAUGUGCGCCCUUCCGACGCGCUCUGAGCCCUAGGCCGGGGCCCAGGCAGCGAGGUGACCUGCCGGGACGUCUUCCUAAGCACCGUCCACCGGGGAAUGAGAGGAGGAAGCCGCUCAGCUGUAAACUCGCACCAGGACAGAUCCUUCGAGCAAGCAUCGUGAGCCCGGGCAACGCACCCAACCUCCCCGGCCCGUUUUCUCCUCGCUUAGGCCUCCCUAGGCUGCUUCUAGAAUUCUCACCCUGCGCCAGAACGCGAAGAAAUUCUUGACUGAGCCGUAGCUUCCUUCAAGAAAAAGGUCCUGACCCCUGUGCACAGCUGUAAGACCUUGGGAUUUGUUCUCAACUGUGGACCUCGUGUUUUAGCCUUUGCAGCUUGCUGGAGACGCCUCGGGUCUCAGGGAAAGGACAGCCAUCCUGCCACGUCGUGCCUGCCGAGAGAAGGCGCAGGACCCGGGGCGGUCGCCGGAGCCUUCACCCAGGGCCCUGUUUCUCCAUGAAAACCCAGUGGGGCCUUGGCUGGGCUGUCCUUUUCUCUUAACUGGGAUCUGGGGGAUGUUUGCACAGACUGGACGUUAUUUACUGAGUUCCUGUGUACACAUGUCCUUUAAAAAAUAAAGGCCACUUGCACACCCUU
This is a messenger RNA of Lutra lutra (Eurasian river otter), 2439 nucleotides long. RefSeq names its product protein phosphatase 1 regulatory subunit 3G (gene PPP1R3G). The transcript has a single exon. The record is from RefSeq and is a predicted model, not a curated record. Gene Ontology annotation, cellular component: protein phosphatase type 1 complex. Bases 770 to 1831 code for a protein of 353 amino acids. Lineage: Eukaryota; Metazoa; Chordata; Mammalia; Carnivora; Mustelidae. Gene Ontology annotation, biological process: regulation of glycogen biosynthetic process. Gene Ontology annotation, molecular function: protein phosphatase 1 binding; glycogen binding.